AUGGCUGCAGCUGAAGCAAUAAAUAUUAAGAACAUCCCCAAGAGGGACAAUGAUAAAAGAAGAAGGAAAAAGGAAAUGACUGCUAUGGAAAAAGUAAUGAAAAAUCCCUUACAAAGCAGAUGGGCCCUCUGGUUUUUCAAAAAUGUGAAAAGUCAGCCAUGGCAGUGUAACUUGCGCCUUGUUACCGCAUUCACAACUGUGGAAGACUUCUGGGCAUUGCACACACACAUCCAACUUGCAAGUAAGCUGUCCUCUGGCUGUGACUACUCCAUUUUCAAGGAUGGAAUUGAGCCCAUGUGGGAGGACAGUAGAAACAAACGAGGGGGGAGAUGGCUCAUAACUCUAUCCAAGCAACAGAGACACAGUGACCUAGAUGCUCUUUGGCUGGAAACUUUGCUGUGUCUGAUUGGAGAAGCUUUUGAUGAAUACAAUGAAGACAUCUGUGGUGCAGUAGUCAACAUCAGAGCAAAGGGUGAUAAAAUUGCAGUCUGGACCAGAGAUGCAGAGAACAGAGACGCAGUAACUCACAUUGGGAAAGUGUACAAGGAGAGAUUGGGCUUGUCUUCCAAGAUUGUCAUUGGUUAUCAGGCUCAUGCUGAUACUGCCACAAAGAGCAAUUCCCUUACUAAAAACAAGUUUGUGGUUUAAGUGUUCCAUAUAUAACAUACUAAAAAUGAGUAUUUUUUU
This is a messenger RNA of Bombina bombina (fire-bellied toad), 687 nucleotides long. RefSeq names its product eukaryotic translation initiation factor 4E-like. Gene Ontology annotation, biological process: translational initiation. Lineage: Eukaryota; Metazoa; Chordata; Amphibia; Anura; Bombinatoridae. Gene Ontology annotation, molecular function: translation initiation factor activity; RNA 7-methylguanosine cap binding. Gene Ontology annotation, cellular component: cytoplasm; eukaryotic translation initiation factor 4F complex. The record is from RefSeq and is a predicted model, not a curated record. The coding region runs from base 1 to 648 and encodes 215 amino acids. The transcript has 7 exons.